Molecule: messenger RNA, 2617 nt
Organism: Choloepus didactylus (southern two-toed sloth)
Lineage: Eukaryota; Metazoa; Chordata; Mammalia; Pilosa; Megalonychidae
Gene: ISM2
Product: isthmin 2
Exons: 6
Coding region: 56-1537 (493 amino acids)
Source: RefSeq, a predicted model, not a curated record
GGAGCGAGUCGGGAGGCGCGAAGGCGCCGAGCAGAGCAGCCUCCGAAGGGAGACGAUGCCUCGGCUCCCUGGCAGAGUGGGGCUGCUCCUCGGCGCGGUGCUGCUGCUGGUGCUGCUGACGGCGCUGCUGGCCGCGGUGCGAGGGCUCCCCCUGGGGAAGCCGCGGGGUCCCGGACCCCGGCCCAGGAGCCACGCCGGGCUGGCGGAGGUCUCGGCCUCUCUCAGAGAAGAGGAGGAGACACCACUGCUCCCUGGAGCCCGCUUCCCAGCAGGGUCUCAUGAACCCAGGCGCCGGGCCCUCACCGAGCCAGCAGCCCUGACCCCAGGCCAGGCCACCACUCCCGGGACCCUGGAGGACACCCCCUUGCUGCGGGAGCUGCAGAAGCUGCCAGGAUUGGCCAACACAGACUUGAGUGCCCCGAACCCCAACAUCCAGGUGACCAUCGAGGUAGAGGAGGACCCCCAGGCCGAGGUGGAGAUGGACCUGUUGGCCGAGCCCAGCAACCGCUGGCCCCAGGAUGCCCCCAGCUGGCUGCCCACCAAGGGGCUCUUCUGGCCCCUCUUCUGGGGCUACACGGAGGGCGAGAAGGGGGAGACCCACUUCAAGGGCGGAGCCUUGGGGGAUGAGGAAAAGGAGGAGGAGGAGGAGUAUCCUGCAGAAUACAGCGAGGGAGAAGACCUGGAGGGUGACGAGGAGGGUGACGAGGAGGAUGAGGAGCGGGAGCCUGGGUUCAGUGGCUGGGACCAGGGCUGGCUGGCCCCUGGGGACUGGCCCUUCAAGGAGACGGACAGCUAUGACUAUGAGCCUCAAGAGGAGUGGAGCCCCUGGUCUUCCUGCAGUGGGAGCUGUGGCAACAGCAGCCAGCAGAGGACUCGGCCCUGCGGCUACGCCUGCACUGCAACUGAGUCCCGUGCUUGCAGCUUGUCCCACUGUCCUGGUGCUGAGGAUAAGGACACACUCGGCUUCCCCAGUGAGCAGUGGCAGCCCCUGGACAAUGCCACGGACAUGCUUGACCCAGACGUGGACAGCUGUGAGAAGUGGCUGAACUGCAAGAGCGACUUCCUAGCCAAGUACGUGAGCCAGGUGCUGCGGGACCUGCCCAGCUGCCCGUGCGCGUACCCGCUGGAGGCCGGGUACAGCGCCGUGAGCCUGCGGGACGAGCUCCAGGGCCGCAGCUUCCGGUGGCGGGACGCCAGCGGCCCGCGCGAGCGCCUGGACGUGUACCAGCCCACGGCGCGCUUCUGCCUGCGCUCGCUGCUGUCCGGGGAGAGCAGCACCCUGGCGGCCCAGCACUGCUGCUACGACGAGGGCAGCCGGCUGCUGACCCGCGGCAAGGGCGCCGGCGCGCCCGACCUCAUCAGCACGGACUUCUCGCCCGAGCUGCACUUCAAGGUGGACACGCUGCCCUGGAUCCUGUGCAAGGGGGACUGGAGCCGCUACCACACCGUGCGGCCCCCCAACAAUGGCCGGGCCUGCGCAGACAACCCCUCUGAGGAGGAGUACCUGGCCCAGUUGCAGGAAGCCAAGGAGUACUGAGGAGGGCUGCUGGGCGGAGACGCAGGGAGGGAGGGGGCCGGUGGCUGCGGUGCUGGAGCGCUCCCCUGCCAGGUCCCCUCUGGGUGAGGGCGGGGGCUCGCCAAGCCCGAGGGCAGGCUGGGGCUGCCUGGCCCCCCAGGUGUCGCUGUGGGGUUGGGGAGAAGGUUGAAGGGUGCCAAGGGCCCAGGUGCAGGGAGGGCCCCAAGGUCGCUGAAGGUGCAGGGGAAGUGUGCAGGGGACCUCCAUCUCCUGCCCUUUGGGAGGGCUUGUCCAAGCUGACCACUUACUUUUCUCCCUCUCCCUCUGAACUUGGCCCUUCUGUCCUGGCUCUGCCCACAAGCAUGAGCCUGGCUCUCCAGAUCCCCCGAUUCCCAGGACCUCUGGGGAGCUGCUGUUCAUCACUCGGACCCUCACACUCAAUGGCCAGCUGAGGCAGAGCCAGUCCUUUCAACCUGACCUACAGCUGCCCUUUGCCAGGGUCCAGUCCUUGUGUUUAGGUGGCACACGUGCCCCUCUUACCCCACCCCUUGGAGCUUGCCCAGGAAAGACAGCCAGCGCCUACAUGAGCCUUCCUGGGGGACACCAUCUAGUCUGGGGCUGAAGGCCGUCUGUUGUGGGGGCUUAAGCAGGCUAGGUUGAGGCAGCUGGGAGCUGCACUGCCCCAAGGCAGGGGUGGCAGCUUGGUACAGCAGCAGGAUUGGGGGGAGGUAGAACUGGCUCAGGACCGGGCAUUGCGUGCUUGUGGAGUGCUGGGGGAUGGGGAUCCCUGAUUUGGAGCUUUUGGCCAUUUCUGAGGUGUAAAGACCCUCCCUCCCCUCCAUGGCCCAUUUCAGGCUCCCCACGACAUGUUGCUAAAUACACUGAAUGCAGCUUCAGGAAGAGAGCACACGGCCAGCUCUAGAGCACACGUUGUGUCUCUUCCCUGCCUCCCCACUCCCCCCAAACCACACUUCCUUCCCUUCUGUGGGGUUGAAAGGUUGAAGUUCCAACUGUCUGUGUUCACAAAAGCCUCCGGAAGGUAGGGACUGUAGCCCCAGCCCAUAGACACUGCCCUGAAACUCUCUGGGAUCCUCAGCAAUA